UGUCUAUUUUGAGCAAGAAGAGAAAAAUGUUUAAAAUAAAAUUCUUGUUGAUGAUGAUUAUUAUUGUAGUAAUGAUCGAUGAUAGUCAUUCAAUCAUUGUGCAUGGUGAUAAUCAAAAUCAAACCAUAUCCUACAAUGUACGAUAUCCAUAUAAAGCCAUUUAUGGUUUACCAAAUUCAUUAAAAUGUCAUCAAUCAAUCUAUGAACGAUUUGAUCAAUGCGAAAAAACAUCACAUAAUGAUUGGAAAAUUACUAUUGAUGAAUAUUUUUACGAAACAAAAAAAUUUUGUUGUUUUAUUUGGGAUGCAAUGAAUUGUGAAAUGGAUGUUUCUAAACAAUGCAAUCAUAAUUAUGCCAUAGAACUUGAAUUGAAUACAAAACAAACAUAUCAAACAUUAUGUGAUCAUAUUGGUUAUGGUCAUGGAAAUUGGAAAUGUUGGUGGACAGAAAAUCGAAUAAUUAUUGUCAGUAGUGUAGUUGGAGGUGCAUUGGUACUUCUUACAAUAUUUUGUAUAGGUUUCGGUUUAUAUAAAUAUGUUCAAUCAAAUAACCAAGUAAUAAAGUAAGUAUUAUUUCGUUUUGUUU
Messenger RNA from Dermatophagoides pteronyssinus (European house dust mite), 585 nucleotides. RefSeq lists its product as uncharacterized. The record is from RefSeq and is a predicted model, not a curated record. Lineage: Eukaryota; Metazoa; Arthropoda; Arachnida; Sarcoptiformes; Pyroglyphidae.